Panonychus citri (citrus red mite) is the source of this 2202-nucleotide messenger RNA. Its product is annotated as KIF-binding protein-like. The record is from RefSeq and is a predicted model, not a curated record. Gene Ontology annotation, molecular function: protein binding. Lineage: Eukaryota; Metazoa; Arthropoda; Arachnida; Trombidiformes; Tetranychidae.
CUCUGAUCUUUUUCUAGUUCAAAUCAACCAAUUAAAUUGUCAUUCGCUGAUCAUUCGUUAAAUUUAAUACUUUAAAAAGCUAAUGUAAUGACAAUCAACCACAGUGUUUAGUUAAUUGUCUGAAAUAAAGUCUGUGUUUUCAAUUGAUUUCAUCGGAUCAGAAAGUGUCUCAUAUAACAGAUUUGUGAUUACAUAAUAUUGUUUUUUUUUAACUCUUUCAUUGUUUUUAAUUUGAUUGUUUUUCAUUAUCGUUUUUAAUCUGAUUCGUUGAUUGAAUCUCGUCUUUUUAAAUUUCAUCAUACUCAUCAUGCCUGUUUCAAUUUCUUGGCUGACAAAAGCUCAAAAUGGUUACAUUUCUGUUGGUCAUCUAAGGGAAAGUGUACCAGCUCCAGAUGAAGACCCGAUGCAGGGUAAAUAUGAUGCUAGAGAGAAAUUAAUUUCUCUUCUGGAUGAGGCCUUGGUUUUCGCUAAUGAACCAACGGUUGAUAAAUAUUCACCUUCACGUUUACUGAGCAUCUUAUUCCAACAUGAUAUCGGUGUGAUCGAUCAGGAAACUGAAGAACUGGAAACAUCCGAAGAAUAUUUAACCAAGGCGAGAACUCUGCUUGAAGAAUGGUUUCAUGAUCCCUUGUUAAUUAUCCUUAGAUUGAAGGUUCUCAAUCAAUUGGCCUUCGUUCACACGAUGACCCUUGAUUAUGAUCAAGGAUUAAGUUUACUUUGCAAGGCUAACGAUUAUUACGAAGAAUGGUUAACAUUUAAAGGAGGUAUCACCGAGAAAGGAUCUAAAGGUCGAGAACCAAGAUGUGUUAUCGAGGUUAACGAUUGUUUUGCCUUUAAAUUUGACGAAAAGUUACAAAGACCGGAAGCCGAGAACGAAGUGGAAAAGGUACACACCACGACACUUUUCUAUUUGGCCCAAAUUUACGAGAGAUUGGGAGAUUCUGCGAAAUCGGCAAAUUGUUGUUACCGAACUUUAAAGAAACAAAUUGCCCUUAAUCAUUUUAAAACAAUGGAAUGGUGUAUUAAUCUUGCCACUUUGGCUGAAUACUUUUCUGGAAUUAAUCGUUACGCUGUUGCAAGUCAUAUGCUUCGAGCUGCUCGAUACAUGAUGGACAAUCGAGAGGAAAUUGCUGGAGUUAAACUUGGAAUUGAUGAUGACGAAACAGUAGCUAAAGGAAGGGCAGAUUAUGAACGAAUUGUGGUUAAAUAUUACCUCAUGUUGUUUGAAUAUUCGUUGGCCAAGGAUAAAAAUUCCGUUCAAGAGGAUCCUAGUUCAAUCGAAGAGUUCAGAUUCAUCACGGAAGAUGAAUUGAACAAGAAAAAUGUAAUAGAAAUACGAUACAGACCAAUAACCGACUAUCAAACUGCCGUUGAAAUUUUUAAACUUGGAAAACAGUUUAUCGAUCAGGCCAAAGAGUAUUACACUUUGAACGAACAAGCGUCCGAUUAUGUUGAUUGUAUUCAAGAUAUGAGUCGAUUAUAUCGGUACAUGGCCAUGUUCAUCACCGAUUCCGAUGUAAAAAGUAAAACUUUAAAGCGACGAGUUGACCUAUUGGAAGGUGUUCUAAGUGAGAUUAAUCCUCGAUUAUUCUUGAAUCAAGUUCGCCAAAUGUACAUCGAUUUGGGUGAAAUUUACUAUGAAAUGUACGAGAUUAAGGUCAACAAGCCCAUAGAAACAUCUAGACAGGCGAUACGUAAAACUAAUCAUUUAUUAACUCGAUCAGGUGAAAAUUACAAACUUUUCAUCGAUACCUGGCUUAGUACAGUUCGGGAAGAAAGUGUCCCAAGAAAAGUUCCCGAUGAAAUAGUUAAACCUUUAAUCGUCGCUUAUUUCACUUUAGGUCGUUGUUAUUCAAAUCUAUUUUGUAUUGAGCCCAAAGAAAAAGUUGCCAAUUGGGAGAAAUGUUUACAGUAUUAUGAUCAAGCAAUCAAAUAUCUUGAGGUUAAUCCAGAUCAGAAGGAGAUCGCUCAUGAGGAGUUAAAACUUAUCCAAGAAAUGAAAGAUUUAAUUCCUCAGAGAAUCGCUCAAAUUGUUAGGUCCAAUGUCGUUGCUUAAUCAAUUAAUUUUGUUGUAAAAAAAAGUAAUUCCAAUCAAUCUGCUUAUCACGAUUUGAAAAUAUACCAUGUAAAUGUAAUCCAUUUUGUUUUUACAUCACAAUCAUAAAUAAAAUGAACAAUCACUUCAUCAAUUUUAUGCGAAAA